Molecule: messenger RNA, 1430 nt
Organism: Caenorhabditis elegans
Lineage: Eukaryota; Metazoa; Nematoda; Chromadorea; Rhabditida; Rhabditidae
Gene: ddn-1
Product: Protein containing ALS2cr12 (ALS2CR12) signature
Exons: 6
Coding region: 26-1234 (402 amino acids)
Source: RefSeq, marked reviewed
AGGCCAUUUCUGCAUCCAUUGCACCAUGUCUUCAAAAUAUGAGGAACGAAAAGUUGCCAGAGAAAAUGAGUUGAAAGAAGAACGCGACAAAAUAAAUAGACAAGUUCAACAAAAAUCUGCCGGUCUGCAUGCUGCCCAUGAAAGAGAAUUAGACGAGACGAGAGAAAAAUUGAAGAAAGGUGCGGAGGAAAAGAAAAAGGAAAUCUUGAACCAAAGAGCAAAACAAAUCGAAGAAAUGGAAGCAUUGCAAGAACGCCUCAAUGCUAUUACCAGAGAGAAGUUGAAUGUUCGAAAUGAUUCAAACAAAAUGGAAGUUGAGAAGAGAAAAUUUGAGCUUGAGAAGCUACAAAAAGAACUUGAAGAAAAACUUCAAAUUCGUCGUCAGCAACUGAAUGAUUCGGCAGAAAUCAUUAAGAACGGGGAAAAGAUUCGGCAAGAAAUGUGCAACAAAAUCAGAGAAGAAAGGAACGCGGAACAAAAGAAGUUUAAUGAAGAAGUUUUGAAAUUGAAUCAAGGGAUUCACGAAAUCAAGAUAAACCAAGAAGAAAAACUUCAAAAAAUGGAUGAAAAACGAAUUGAGGAACAGAAGAAGCGAUUGGAGAAGAUAGAGAAUAGGGCCUUCUCAGGAAUUGCUAAUUCGGCACAGUUGAUGACAAGUCUAGCAAUUGAGGAUAACUUCGAACAAUUUCGUCAACAUUGCAGAAAUCUUAUCAACCGCCACAGAGCCUUUUGCAAUUCAUACAAUUCUAUUGAAGCACAGCUUAUGAAUAUUGACAAUCGUAUGAAAGCUGGAAGACCGCUUAUAGACUUUGAUAUGGAAGAUCUUUUGAGUGAUCUCAGAAUGUUCAGAAUUUGUGCUUCUGAAUUUAAUGCAGGUGGAUCUACUGAUGAAGAGAGAUUCACUGGGCAUAUUGCUGACGUCAUUGCAAUAAUUGGAGAAUUGACUACUGAAAUCAAUACAAUUGAUUCAAAGAUUGGCGUUUUCGAAGAGGAGCCACUUGUCACUGAUCAAAAUGGGAUUUUGAAAGAAAUGAUCGCCAUUAGUGACAAAAUGAAAGAAAUCAGUAUCAAAAUCCAGCUGUUCAACGUCAUCAGCCGUGACCACAUUCAAGAGACAUUGGCUGAUCAAAUGAGAAUUGCUCAUUCUACUAGAAAUGGACGUAACGCUCUUGAAGGACCACCCGCCUAUGAAACCACAAAGAAGGUUAAGCCAGCAGCAAUCACCGAAAACUAAAUGUAUUCUCAAUAAUUAACUACUUUUGAAAUGUAAAGGUUUUGCUCACCUUUCUUACUUUCUUCUAUUCUAUGCAUUCUGCAUUCCAUUGUAAACAUUUUUCUUCUGACCUUCAGUUUAACAUCAUGAUAAUUUGUUUUAAAUUAAUUUAAAUGACAUUAAAUGAAUUGUUAUUCCAAUAAAUGAAUAUCAAAUC